Anolis carolinensis (green anole) is the source of this 9319-nucleotide messenger RNA. RefSeq names its product protein tyrosine phosphatase receptor type A (gene ptpra). Bases 367 to 2811 code for a protein of 814 amino acids. NCBI's taxonomy places the organism in Eukaryota, Metazoa, Chordata, Lepidosauria, Squamata, Anolidae. Gene Ontology annotation, molecular function: protein tyrosine phosphatase activity. Gene Ontology annotation, biological process: protein dephosphorylation. The transcript is spliced from 24 exons. The record is from RefSeq and is a predicted model, not a curated record.
GUCCGGCGCUGAGGCGUCGCCUGUGAGGGAAGGAAAGGCGGGCAAAGCGGUCCGGACGGAGCAGCAACCCCGGCGUCGUGCAUGGAGGGCGGCGGGCAGGAGGAGGAGGAGGCCGGGCAGCCGCCGCUGGCCCCGCUCCGUAAGUCCUUCUCCCACCUUGUCAGUGUUGUGCUUUGCCCUCCUGAUGCGCCUGGAGUCCCUCUGUGAGGAGAAAGUGGCCUAGAAGUCCACAGGAAGCGGAUUCUCUGUGAGGGCCCCAUCUUCACUGACAUAUAAUCCACUUUAAAGCAGGAGCCAGAACGUGAACCUUUAUAGGAUCCAAAUGUCUGCUGAGUGGAUGACGUGUCUACGGUAAUUAAGGCCAACAUGGGUUCAUGUUUCCUGGUCAUCCUGCUUAGCAGCUACCUGACGUGCCUAGGAUCUGCCAGCAUGACCACAGUACUGCCCUCAGUUGUCAAUUCUUCCUGGACCACAAGUUCUGUGAAAAUUGCCAGGACACAGCCAAGUACCAGGAAGACCACAAGUGCAAUCAGUAAAAAUGUGACUUCUCCGACAGUGUCUCCUACAGUGGCACAGAACUAUACUACGCCAAAGGCUACUGAACUCCCUGCUGCCACAACCAGCAGCUCACCAGUCACAGAGGUGACGAGUAUCAAGGCAGCUGUGGCCACUUCUGGGAUCACUUCCCUUUCACCAAAUGCCACGUCCACCGUUCCGCACACGACUGCUAUAGACACUGACCUGAUUCCUUUGGAGGCCAACACCACAGCAGCAGCAUCAACUUCAAAAGUCUUUGACACUUCAACGGAGAUAACAAGAGACCCAGAUAACGAUCUUGGACGAGAUGAGACACCCAUCAUUGCUGUUAUGGUGGCAUUGUCUUCCUUGCUAGUCAUAGUAUUUAUUAUUAUUGUCCUGUACAUGUUAAGGUUUAAAAAAUACAAGCAAGCUGGGAGUCAUUCCAAUUCUUUUCAUUUGUCGAACGGUCGGACAGAUGAUAUGGAGCCUCAGAGCAUGCCGCUGCUUGCCCGAUCUCCCAGCACCAACAGAAAGUACCCUCCGCUGCCGGUUGAUAAACUGGAGGAGGAAAUUAACCGGCGUAUGGCAGAUGACAACAAACUUUUCCGUGAGGAAUUCAAUGCUCUCCCAGCAUGCCCCAUCCAGGCUACCUGUGAAGCUGCCUCUAAGGAAGAAAACAAGGAGAAGAACAGAUACGUCAACAUCCUGCCUUAUGAUCAUUCCAGGCUUCAUCUGACACCUCUUGAAGGGGUUCCAGACUCCGACUACAUCAAUGCCUCAUUCAUUAAUGGGUAUCAAGAGAAGAACAAGUUCAUUGCAGCCCAAGGACCAAAAGAAGAAACUGUGAAUGACUUCUGGAGAAUGAUUUGGGAGCAAAACACAGCGACGAUUGUCAUGGUGACCAAUUUGAAAGAGAGGAAAGAGUGUAAAUGUGCUCAGUACUGGCCAGAUCAGGGUUGUUGGACCUACGGAAAUAUCAGAGUGUCCGUGGAAGACGUGACUGUCCUGGUUGACUAUACGGUGCGGAAAUUCUGCAUUCAGCAGGUAGGCGAUGUCACCAACAAAAAGCCUCAGCGCCUGGUGACGCAAUUCCACUUCACCAGCUGGCCUGAUUUUGGGGUUCCCUUCACUCCCAUUGGGAUGCUAAAGUUCUUGAAGAAGGUGAAGACAUGUAACCCGCAGUACGCAGGGGCCAUCGUUGUACACUGCAGUGCUGGCGUGGGCCGGACAGGCACUUUCAUUGUCAUUGACGCCAUGCUGGACAUGAUGAACACUGAGAGGAAGGUGGAUGUUUAUGGGUUUGUAAGCCGCAUCCGGGCCCAGCGCUGCCAGAUGGUACAGACUGAUAUGCAGUAUGUGUUCAUCUAUCAAGCUCUUUUGGAGCAUUAUUUGUAUGGAGACACAGAACUGGAGGUGACAUCACUUGAGGUCCAUCUCCAGAAGAUUUAUAACAAAAUCCCAGGGACCAGCACCAAUGGAUUGGAAGAGGAAUUUAAGAAGCUAACCUCAAUCAAAAUUCAAAAUGACAAGAUGAGGACGGGCAACUUGCCGGCCAACAUGAAGAAGAACAGGGUGCUCCAGAUCAUUCCAUAUGAGUUCAACCGGGUGAUCAUUCCAGUAAAGAGGGGUGAAGAAAACACUGAUUACGUGAACGCUUCCUUUAUUGACGGCUAUCGUCAGAAGGACUCCUACAUAGCCAGCCAGGGUCCGCUCCAGCACACACUAGAGGACUUCUGGCGCAUGAUCUGGGAAUGGAAAUCCUGUUCCAUUGUUAUGUUGACUGAACUAGAAGAGAGAGGUCAGGAAAAAUGUGCCCAGUAUUGGCCUUCUGAUGGGUCUGUAUCCUAUGGUGAUAUUACCGUAGAGCUGAAGAAAGAAGAGGAGUGUGAGAGCUACACAGUGCGGGACUUCUUGGUGACAAAUACGCGGGAAAACAAGAGCCGGCAGAUCCGGCAGUUCCACUUCCAUGGAUGGCCGGAGGUUGGCAUCCCCACCGACGGGAAAGGAAUGAUCAAUAUCAUUGCAGCUGUGCAGAAGCAGCAGCAGCAGUCCGGAAACCACCCAAUCACGGUGCACUGCAGCGCUGGAGCUGGACGAACGGGGACCUUCUGUGCAUUGGGCACCGUCUUGGAAAGGGUCAAGGCUGAAGGGAUUCUGGAUGUUUUCCAGACGGUGAAGAGCUUGAGGUUACAGAGGCCACACAUGGUUCAAACACUGGAACAGUACGAAUUCUGUUACAAGGUGGUUCAGGAAUACAUUGACGCCUUUUCAGAUUACGCCAACUUCAAGUGAAUGCGGACAUCACCCAACGGAAGAGUUGCCUUCUUUAAUACUUUGUAAUAUUCUGUUUGUUAAUAUCCCCUGCCCCUCUCCCCCAAAGUGUAUAUAUAUUAACUGUUCUGGAGGGUUGGUACCAUAAGAUUCCUAUUAGCUGGAGAUUUUAUAUGUAGCAAAAAGUGUUAGAAAGAGAUUGUAGGCACUUUUUUCCAAUGUUUUAUUGGGGAAUUUAAUAGCGUGAUAUUUGGAUUAAUAUUGUCAAACCUCUCUCCUGGAGAGUUGAUGCAGGCUGUUUUUGUUUUGUAAAUCUAUUUUUUUUUCCUUGAGGGAGUAAAGCCUUUUUUAAAAAACCAAAUGAGAUUGUUCAUAUCAGCUGUUUCUUUUUUUUUAAUUGCUCAUGAAUGCUAUGUUAAAGGUAAGCUUCCCCCUACCCCCUUGCCAGCCCAUUGGAAAGUGGUAUGUUCCAUUUGUUUGUAUUAUAUUUAUCAGAGAUUUUAAAUAACAGGAGGAAAGCUGUCUCUGUUGCCUCUCUGCACACAGGACGUUCUUCCCCAUUUUAAAAGAUGUGGCUCCCACUCCAUACUGGAGUCCCAUGGGGUUAUUUCUGGAUGUCUAAACAAGCAACUCAUAUGGAUAUGAGACACAGUAUUAGGAAUUUCCUUUGUGAAAAAGAGCUUACUCACCUGUAAAGAUCAUUUUGAGUGUUUACGAAUCGCAACGCCACACACCACUUUUGAGGCAUCACUUACUUUGUUUUGGACCAACAGCUUUUCUAACGGCACCAUCCAAUGCUUAAGAUCAGCUAAACUGUCCCCUGCUUUGUCUGUUUGCUUAUAAAUGAGUUACAUCUAUUUCUGUUGAUAUGCCUCCGUCUCCCUUGGACUUCAUAGAGCACAGACCAUGUCUUCUGCUUGAUGCAGAUCUACUGCCCAUAAUGGUGGCAGACCUUCCAUAUUCCCUAUGACACAGAUGUAUCCAUAUCAUCCCAUGGUUCUGCAUUAUUGACUGCCAGAUAGAGAAAUGCAAUAGGUAAACCUGCCUAAAAAUGGUGGAAAGAUCUUGUUGCUGAGCUUUUAGAACAGGCAUGGGCAGGGUUUGGCCCUCCAAGUGUUUUCAACUUCAACGCCGAUAGGCUGUUAGGAAUUGUGAGAGUUGAAGUCCAAAACACCUGGAGGGCUGAAGUUUGCCCAUGCCUGUUCUAGAACCUCCUGUUGCCUAUUGUCAUCAGUGGUCAGCACAGCAGGCAACAGCUUCCCCAGUUUGUCAGAAGCAAGAAGAGAGGAGGAGAGCAUGUAAUGGUAAUGGUCCAAUGCAGUCCCAAAUUCCGGUCUUCAUUUCUUUCUUUCACAGCUUGAUUAUGUUGCACCUUUCGUCUUCAUCCCUUGCCUUGUUUGACAUCUCUCAUUGACAUCCAAUCCUCGAUUGCUUGAGCUAAUAUCAACCAUAACUUGACACUGUCAUUUUUUCCUCUAGAUCAGAGCUGGGGAAUUGGUCAGUCCUCCAAAUAUUGCUAUAAGUCCCUGCAGCCCUAGCUGAUAGUGAGGAGAUCUGGGAGUUGCAGUGCAACAGCAUCUGGAAUUUGACACAGUUGCUACCUGUUUUUUAGGUGCUUGCACCUUCUGUGAUAUUAAAUGGAAAGGAUGCAAGAUCCUACUUAUCAUGUCAUGCAGUCAAGGCCUGGCUUCAUCAUCUUUGGAAAAAUGGAGUUCAGUAGGAACCCAGCUUUAGAAAUUUGUGAAACAGAUCUGCCUUAUUUCCAGCAAAUAUCAUUUUGACCCUCUUUCUUGCCUUCUUGAUUUGUCUUCUCUCCAUAUCCCUUUUCGGGAAAGUAACUUUAUUUGUAAAGGCACACUUUAGUCACUUUGCUCUCAUCUCCCUUUUGAAUUGUUUGACCAGAAGCUCACUGUGAAAAGAGCAUGAACUACAUAUCUGUCCUUUCAGAGAAGGGGAGGGAAGAAUAAAGUGCAUCCUUGAUUUGGAGGAUUUGCUUCCUGAGCUAGUGGAAGCAUGUGAAUACUCAGCUACUCUGAGGUAAAUGUAUAUAUAUUAGGGAAUGAAGGCAUGAUAACAGAUAAUGAAUGAGUGGUCAUUACCUUGUUGGCUUGUGAGUCUGGUUGUAGGAAUCCUGGGAUCAUUCUGAGUAUUUCACAUUUUCCUUGACAACUUGGAUCAACCUAAAUGAUUGUGCAGAUGCAAGUUGGAAUGCCAAGGUGUUUAGUAUAUACAGUAGAGUCUCACUAAUCCAAGUUAAACGGGCCGGCAGAAGCUUGGAUAAGCGAAUAUCUUGAAUAAUAAGGAGGUAUUAAGGAAAAGCCUAUUAAAGAUCAAAUUAGGUUAUGAUUUUACAAAUUAAGCACCAAAACAUCAUGUUAUACAACAAAUUUGACAGAAAAAGUAGUUAAAUAGGCAGUAAUGUUAUGUCGUAAUUACUGUAUUUACGAAUUUAGCACCAAAAUAUCACAAUAUAUUGAAAACAUUGACUACAAAGAUGGCUUGAAUAAUCCAGAAGCUUGGAUAAGCGAGGCUUGGAUAAGUGAGACUCUACUGUAUAUAUACUAUCUUUAAUAGCUUAUGUCUGAUUGAGAGUUGUGUUGCCAUAGACCUAAAAAUACAGACAAUCCCAGAUGAGCUUUGGGAGGCAUGUUUGUCCACAGUUCACACAGGUCCACUUGUAAGCAGUGUAAGAUUUUAAAAAUAUAUUAUACAGAUCUCUUAUACAACUCAUACAUUUAUCAAUACAUUGCUGAAACUAGAUGUUUCUAAAUGUUUUGCAUCUAAACCAUGUAUAUGUUCUAGAUGCACUGGAACACCUCAGUGGGGCCUGCUGAAUCAGACAAAAGAUGUACUUCACAACAGCUAGCACUCUAGAGGCAUACUGCUUCUAAUACUGAAGGUUUUUUGUAGCUUGUAUGGCUAAUUAUCCAUUAUUGACAAUGAAAAGAUAGGAUGAAUGAGUUGAAUAAAGAGAUGAUGAGUUAUGUCCUUUAUAACUAAUAAUGCCAGUAUUCUAAAGAGUGAAGGGAUAAUGGGAAAUCUAUGCAGUUUGAACCAGUGUGGAAGUUAAGGCCAGCAGUGGCUAAUAGUCAGUUUGGCCACUAUUUUCCGUAUUGGAGACAAUGUGCUUCUAUAUCACCAGUUGCUUGGUUGCAUAAGGAAAAAAGUGCUGUUGCACUCAUGUGGUUUUUUAUUAUUAUUAUUCAAAGGAGCUCUUCUUAUGUUUUUAGUUUAAAUGCUGUCAGGAAACCUUUAUGCCCCAAGCUACUAGAGUUACUAGGUAUGCUGGAUAUUAAUUUUGUAUUAAUUCUCAUGACAGGGCUUUGCUUGCUCUCUCAGAACUCUGGUUUGUGCCUGUUUCGAAACAUGCUUGCCCAGCACAUCUAAGAACAGAGUUUGGCUGGAAAUUAAUAAACCUUACACAUUGAUUUAAUCUUCCUCACAAAAGUCACAGUGAGAACCAAAUUUUAGCUGUAUCCACCAUUGCCAAAGAAGGCUGAGUCUACAAGAGACCAGUUGCCAAGGAUGGGACCCAUAUGACUUUCUUAAGGUGACCAGGCUUGCCCCAGACCGGAUGUGACCCCAACCCGUGUCAAGUGCCUUUGUGUGUGCAGUGAGCGUGUGGUACUAUGUACUCCAUAAAUCCUCUUGCGACCAGUGCUCAGCAGUUCCUAUGAUUAGUUGCCCAAGAGCCAUUUUGAGGGAGCAGACUGAGCAGCCCAAGAAGGAAAAGAACUGACCACAUCCACAACCAAUCUGGUUCUCCUUUAGUUUUCUUUCUAUCAUAUAUACAGCCCUAUUCUUGUAAAUACAUGCACAGGACCAGAGCAAUUGCGUUCUUAGACUCCUGCUGCCAAUUAGACUCCUGCUGCCAAUCAGAUUUACCUUGGUUAGUGUCCAAGCAUCCCAUGUGGUUCUUCUAACUUUUUCAUGAUCCAGGCAAAAUGCCUUCCAAGAAGGCAAAUAUCAGUUGCAUGCUGUGCUAAGUAGAAUGUCAAAGGAACUGUUUCAUACAUUAGGAAGUGGAAGAGGACUUGCUUGGCAUUUGUGGGUCCAAUCUCUGCCAUACUUUUACAUUAGGGACUGGGCGUUUUUGCCCAUCUGAGUUGCUAAUCUGGAUAUUUCGCUGACCUGCCUUGCACACAUUCCACAAUACAAUUUACAAGCUGUAAGCAGGAAGAAACGAGACAUGUAUCAAAGGGGUUUUGCGAUAGGGAGGUCUCUCUUAUACCAGGCACAGUGGUCCAGUUCUCACCUCGAACCCUUGCCAGGUUGCCCUUCCACCCAAUAUAACUACGCUGCACAAUGAAGCAAGUGUGUGUUUUAUGCAUUGUACCUAAACUGAAUCUGCUGUUCUUUUGUCUGAGCAAUGGUGUUGCAGCAACAAGUGAGCCCAGUUAGUGUUUUUGCUUGAGGGGCCAAGCCUCAUGUGCCAAAAAGCAAUGUGCUCACCCUGCCUGUGCCUCCUUGCCGUUCUGCCACUUGAGUAUAGAUAUAGAUAUAUAUAUAUAUCAGGGCUGCCUGCGCAGUCCUGGACAAAGCUGCUUCUCCCGUCUGUUUGUUUCAGUAGCUGUAACUCUAUUCUGCCUCAUUCUGAAUGUCUUAAUAUCAUGUAUUUAUUUUUUGUUGACCAAGUAAAUGCUUUUUCUUUUUUUAAAAGUUGCCUGGAUAUUUCUUCUGCAACAACAUAAUGCUGAUCACAUUUGGGAUUUAGAAAGUGGCAAGGUGCAUGGGGUUGAAUAACAUGAUUGUAACAACAUAUGUUAAUUAGUCAUAAUUCAUUAUGAUUAAUAUAAUAAUCAACCCAUUCCUUCUGAAAACACAUUGUUCCAGCUUCACAGGACCUCAGAACGAUGCCCCCUUUUCCUUAGGUGCCAAAUUAUCUUUUUUGUGUUGUUGCAAGGGCCUUCAGUGAGACCAAGCACAGCGCUGGGGUUUGGUUCCAAGACUCUGAAAGACAUGGGUUCAAAUCCUUGUUUGGCCAUGGGAGCCCACCUUGGGCAAGUCUUACAGCCUCAGGGGAAAGCCAUGGCAAACCUAGGAGGCCAUCCUGCCAAGAAAACCCCAUGAGAGCUUCAUCUUAGCAUUGCUGUGAAAUCAAAAAUGCAUUGAGAGCACACAUCAGCAACAAACAAGGGCUUUCUUGGGGUUUGUUCAGGUGCCAUCUCUUCUGCUCUCUCCAUCUUUCAAGGAACCCAAUCAGUAGUGAGAUUUAGGGAACAACAAUUUGAAUUUAGUAGUCCUUCAAGAUAACUAACCAAUCAUUUGCCCUAAAUGGGGAGACCUCUUAACAUCCAGACCUUGGCUGAGUUUAGAUGCUCCUGUAUCACACAGAUGUGCCAUGACGUGUUCCUUCAUAUUGACCUCCCAAUAAGAAUCAUUCCUGACUUUUAGUAGUACCGGCUUUCCUUUAUCUAUCUUUUCUCUCUGGACAAAUUGAACCAAACUUUAGAAACUUCCAUCACAGUGUUUCCCAGAUCUCCUCAUUCCCCUGUGGGCCACCAAUUGACCUCCACUGAGGCCAAGGGUCCCGAUUCCAUUAAUAGCCAUGGGUUCUGUUGCUUUCUGUGUUUAAUUCCGUCUUUGGUAUCAGGGCUGUCCAAAAACAUUCCACAGAGCUGCCAGAAGCUCUUUUUUCAAAAUAAGGACUUUCUGAUGAAGCAAAAGUCCCAGUGUUGAACCUUUUUUACUCUGUUUAACUUGCACAAAGUCAGAAGCUAUUCUAUUUCUAGGGUUAUCUCCUGGAGAGAAUUCUAGCAUUGUUUGUGUCACUCUGAUAGAUGUGUAAUUUCACAGUGUUUUGUUGGGGGCAUUUGUCUCAAAGAUGGGGCCAGAGGGAAGGAGAACAACAGAAAUGUUUGGUUUUGACAAUCAGAAAUGGGGAGACUCUUAAGCAAAAACAGUCAAGUACAGGCUGAGCAUCUUUUAUCCAAAACUGCAAAAUUAUCUGUGGGUGGCUGAUAGUGACUUCUUUGCUUUCUGGUGGUUCAGUGUACCUAAACUUUUUUCAUGCACAAAAGCAUUAAAAUGUCAUAUAGGUGAUGUGUAUAAAGUGUAUAUGAAGCAUAAAUGCAUAUCCUGUUUAGAUUCCCCUCUCCAAGAUAUCUCAUUAUGUACAUAUAUACAAAUGCAGGUAUUCAAAAAUACAAAAUGCUUCCGGUCCCAAGCAUUUCAGAUAUGAGAUACUCAACCUGUAUAAUCUGGACAAGGAGUGCGAACGUCCUUAUCAUUUUAUAUUGUAGUGGAACACAAUUCUUGCAAUGCAGUCUUUUAAAGAACCAGACUUUAUUUCUGUUGUUUUGGCUUGUUUUUGGUCCCCAUGCCCCAGUUUUGUACAAAUGUAUGUGUCAUGAUUCCCAAAACACAAACAGCCUCUUCCCAUUAAUCCUAAUAUCAAUAAUUGCUAUUAACAUUGUACAUAAACUUUGUCUGAAUCCUGAAUUUUUGGGACCUUGGCCAAGCUGUAAAUGAUAUUCUGAAUAAAUGUGCUCAUUCAAAAAAGAAAAAAAGCAGCAGAAACAGUGAAAAA